This is a messenger RNA of Ilex paraguariensis (yerba mate), 156 nucleotides long. The record is from the annotation of a GenBank genome assembly. Lineage: Eukaryota; Viridiplantae; Streptophyta; Magnoliopsida; Aquifoliales; Aquifoliaceae.
GCAGCAGGAGUAGCGCUAGGUGCAAGCAACGAGGCGUUGGGCGUGGGCAAUAAGGCGACGGGUUCUAGAGGUGAUGGUGGUAGAAACAAUGUUACCCAGCAUCCACAGAGACGCAAGCAUCGUGGUAAAAUAGUCGUUGACGAUGACAGUUCCAAG